Molecule: messenger RNA, 1806 nt
Organism: Aegilops tauschii subsp. strangulata
Lineage: Eukaryota; Viridiplantae; Streptophyta; Magnoliopsida; Poales; Poaceae
Source: RefSeq, a predicted model, not a curated record
AAUCUUCCCCCGUAUACUACUCGAUAAUGUGCGUCAUCUCCCUCUGCCAUGCAGUAGCUCAACUCAACAACGUGUUCCGGUGCACUGUCGGGAACCGGCCUACUCAACACAUGUCAAUCAGCUCCGUUCAUUGUAGUUCGUGUAACCACACGCACGACUAAAUUAAUCGACAUGUUCGUUGCAAGACGGAGCCGGUUGACAAUAUGUGUUUCAGGAAUCAAAAUUCGUGCAAGUACACACCCACCCUAUCAUUAUGAGUAUCUCAGAGAUUGGGUCGGUACAUCAUUUUGAGAUCGACAAAGUUACCACAUACGUCUCCAUAGUCCACGGAAGCGCCUCCUCCCACUGAACGGUCAUCUUUAAAAAGGCUGACAUAAAUCAAGAAAAAUGCGAAGUAAGCUCAAUUCGCCACGCCGUUAUUGAUUCGUUGAUUUUUGACCUUUUCUAUUCAUGAUCAUCCACCUUGUUCUUCAUACCGUACACGUUUGUGCCCUAUCAAAGGGCAUCAGUCACAACUCGUAAAUCCAAAGGUAUCAGAAUAUGCCACCGCCUAAUCUCUAUACAAAGGUUUAGGAAAAUAACAAAAAAUAUGCCAGUUUUAGAAGAGAAAAAAUAGUAUAGCAAUCUUCAGGAAAAAGUCAAACCAGAACAUAUACACACGAUCCCCUCCAGCUGGCCACAUUUUGGACGAAACAGAGCACACAAAGCCCUCCUCCUCCCUUCGUCUCCGUUGCUCCGUCUCAUUCCCAAGCUCCAUACUCCACCACGAGCUAGCUGGUACUGCUGUCCUGUCAGGGAGGCCGACCGGCCAAGAAGAUCGAGGCAUGGCCGAGGCAGUCCGGGACGAUCAUCGCGGCGCGGUCGGCGUCGCCGUGGACGACGGCACCGGCCUGCGCCCGAGCACCAACGGCGACAGCACGUGGGAGAUAGAGGAGCUGGAGCCGGACGACCGGACGGCCGGACCGCCUCCUCCCCCUCCUCCCGGGGCAGCGGCCACCUCCGACGCCGACGACGUCUACGUGGCGGUGGGCAAGGGCGGGUCCAGCAUGGCGGCGCUGUCGUGGGCGCUGCGGCAGCUCGCGAAGCCACGGAGCUUCGUCUACCUCGUGCACGUCUUCCCCGUCGUCGCCACCAUCCCCACCCCAUUAGGAAUGAUGCCUAAGAGACAAGCAACCCCAGAGCAAGUAGAAACUUACAUGAACCAAGAGAGAUCCAAGAGGCGAGAGAUGCUGCAAAAAUUUCUGGACCACUGUCGAAACUUUCAGGUUAACGUCGAUGUGUACCUCAUCGAGAGUGAUCAAAUCGCCGAUGCGGUCGCUGAACUUAUCCCUGUUCUGAAUAUAAAGCAGCUAGUACUUGGGGUUGCAAAAUCCAACUUGCGGAAGUUGAAGAAAGGGAACACAAUAGCAGGACAGAUACAGAAGAAUGCAGCUCUCUACUGCGAAGUCAAGAUUGUCUGUGAUGACAAAGAAGUUACAGCGGCGACGACUGCUGACCCGACGCCACCAUUUUCACCUUCCCCUGUAAAUAACAACAACAGAUCUCGCACCCCGACACCGCCAUCAUCUACGCCAAAUCGCGAUAGCACAGAGGCGGUUGAUGGCAAAAAUGAUAGCAAAACCAAAGAAAGAAGGAAAAUUCCCAAGUUUCUCAGGUGCCUGUCAUCCUGAUUGCUGUUUCAGUCACUUUCACAGCUGGAAUGCUGUAUGCGCCAUCUUCAGGUAGAAAAAAGGUUGUGAUUAAAAGUUUUGCCAUAUUUUGAAUUUUUAAACUUCUCGAUCCAUGGUGUACAAAUGAGAUAAUUUA